This is a messenger RNA of Elgaria multicarinata webbii, 586 nucleotides long. It is a transcript of the gene MTCP1, whose product is annotated as mature T cell proliferation 1. Gene Ontology annotation, molecular function: protein serine/threonine kinase activator activity. NCBI's taxonomy places the organism in Eukaryota, Metazoa, Chordata, Lepidosauria, Squamata, Anguidae. The transcript has 4 exons. The record is from RefSeq and is a predicted model, not a curated record. The coding region runs from base 190 to 504 and encodes 104 amino acids.
AAUGCGUUGGACAGUGCCGGGGAAACUGCCCCCCACCCAGCUCCCGUGCCUGGUGUUGGUUCUUUGCAGGACUAACAGCUGAUUCCAUGUCUUUGUUCAGAGGCAAAGUGGGCCAUGUAUAGGAUGGGAGCCGAGGGAGGGCCUUCCUAGCAAGAAAACAGGGCAUGGCAGAAGGAGAGGAAGGGGCUGAUGCCCGAGGGCCACCUGUCCGCCUCUGGGUGCGACGGACAGGCGUCUAUUGCGAUGAGGACCAGGAAACAUGGCUGGUGGCAUCCGAAGAGGCAAGAGACAGGUACACUGAAAGCCCGCAUCAGAAGAGUCCAGGUCCCCCUGGGUGAGGCGGUGCGCCCCAGCCGCCUCCCUGCAUCGCAGCUGCCCCACAUGUGGCAGCUUUCGGAGGGGCAGCAGUACCGGGACAGUAACUCCCGCAUCUGGGGCAUCGAACACCACUUGAUGAUCACGGGAGUGGAGGAGCUGCUCCUAAAACUCCUGCCAAGUGAUUAAAUCUGGAGCUGCGACUCUAGGAUUGUGUCCUUGUCUGAGUUCUUUUUUUUUAAAUGUAACUCCCAGCACUAAAAUGCAGCUG